Molecule: messenger RNA, 1938 nt
Organism: Sorghum bicolor (sorghum)
Lineage: Eukaryota; Viridiplantae; Streptophyta; Magnoliopsida; Poales; Poaceae
Product: type IV inositol polyphosphate 5-phosphatase 3
Biological process (GO): phosphatidylinositol dephosphorylation
Molecular function (GO): phosphatidylinositol-4,5-bisphosphate 5-phosphatase activity; inositol-polyphosphate 5-phosphatase activity; phosphatidylinositol-3,4,5-trisphosphate 5-phosphatase activity
Source: RefSeq, a predicted model, not a curated record
GGUGCCCACCCAAGGCCUAGAGCGGCCAUCAUCACCACCUCACACCCCUCCUCGCGUGGUUUUUGUUUUUGGCGGGGCACUGCAGUUGUCUCGCUCCUUCUUCCUCCUUCCUCCUUCGUUCGUGUCCUCGUCCUCCUCGCCCCGUCCAUUGCUGCUCCAACUCUCCAAGACCACCCGGCCGGAGGCAGCCAUGGCCUUUCCGGCAGCUUCCCCACGGGCACCGCGCAUGGCCGACCACCAAGAUAGUCAAAUGGAGGCUGCACCAUGCAGGCUUAGAAGGCAGAAAUCCGAGAUCAUUCGUGCUCAGUAUGUUGACGUUAGAGAACUCAGGAUCUGCGCAGGAACAUGGAAUGUUGGAAGCAUAUGCCCACCCAAUGACUUGGAUAUUCAAGAAUGGUUGGAUAUAGAUGAACCAGCUGAUAUUUAUGUUCUUGGAUUUCAAGAGAUUAUCCCACUAGAAGAAGGGUAUAUGAUUGGAACUGAAGACACUCGUCCAGUUGCAAUAUGGGAGCAUAUCAUCCAUGAAACUUUGAAUAAGAAGUGUUCGGAUAAAUCAAAGUUCAAAUGCCGUAACUUUCCACCAGCAAGGUUCAAUCCAUCAGAUUGUGUUUUUGUAAUGGACAAUGAAUUGCAUAAUGAAUCCAACAAUAAUAGUAACGGUGAGCUUCAUCUGUCGCACAAUGCAAAAUCAUCCAAUUCAGCUCGCCAUCUUCAGCCAUUGGAUUUAGCUUGUGGUGUUAACAAUUAUAGUGGGGUUAAAAGGAAAAGACAUCAGUAUAUACGGGUAAUAAGCAAGCAAAUGGUAGGAGUAUUUCUUUCGGUAUGGGUUCGGAGAAGCCUGCAGAAGCACAUUCAGAAUUUGAGAGUAUCAAUUGUAGGAGUAGGUACAAGGGGUUUUAUUGGUAACAAGGGAUCAAUAUCAGUGAGCAUGACUAUACAUGAAACUCAUUUUUGCUUUGUAUGUUGCCACCUGGCCUCUGGUGAAAAAAAUGGCGAUGAACUAAAGAGAAACACAAAUGUUGAAGAAAUCCAUAGAAGGACAGGUUUUAACCCAAUUCAUAUGGUAGGCAUGCCCCGAAGAAUACAUGACCAUGAAAGGAUUAUAUUGUUAGGGGAUCUCAACUAUCGGCUAAAUUUAUCAUAUGAGACGACACACGAACUCAUCUCCAAACAGGACUGGGAUGCAUUGUUUAAGAUGGAUCAGCUGAAAAAAGAACUAGGGAAAGGGUGCACAUUUGACGGUUGGGUUGAAGGACCUAUCAUCUUUCCCCCAACAUAUAAAUAUGAGUUUAACUCAGAAAAAUAUGUAAGUGAUGCGACGAAAUCUGGGAGAAGAACACCUGCAUGGUGCGACCGCAUUCUCUCAUAUGGGAAGGGAACAAAGCUACUUUCCUACAAGAGGGCAGAGCUUAUGUUAUCUGAUCAUCGCCCUGUGACAGCAGUUUAUAUGGCAGAUGUCGAAGUUGUCUGCCUCAGGAGGCUGCAGAAAGCUCUAACAUUCAGCAAUGCAGAGCUUGAGGAUCAACUGUUAUCGAGGAAGGAAGCACAUCUUGAACCAAACACCAUCGAGCCGUGAGCCAAGCAAUUUCCUAGCUCAAGUUCCAACCAAGAUGAUGUAAUGCAACGCCAAUGCUUGAUCUCCAAAUCUGUCAGAAAGAUUCAAUUGCAUAGCACAGAUUAGUAGGAGUAGGAUGUCCAUUUCCAUGUUUGCUACUCAUUUGAUCAAGGGUGUGGUAUCUGCGAGACCAUGAUUACGGACCCUUUUCUAGCCAUUGCAUCCAUGCCAUUUUCGAAUUAUGAUGCCAUUGGUUUGAAUAAAUAGUCAUUUCGAUGAUUGAUCAAAGUCAUAGGACAGUCUCUUGUGUACAGUAUUUGUUUCUCUUAUUUCCCCAUACUGUUAUCACUUUCCUUUCAACGAGGAAGAUUUAUUUUUUCUUA